CUUAAAGGACUUCGUUCCGCUUGAAUUCGGAUGUCUGAACUAAAUACUUCGUCACCGUUCUCUCUCUCUGGGUUGCUCUUGAGGAGCCAAUAAAUCUAAAAUCAGACAAACUUCGAUGCUACCAAUCAAGAAAAGAGUUCAACUGGAGAGAUAUUUUACUUUUUUUCUUUCUGAAAUAUGGUUGAUUUGGAUUAAUUAAGCGGAGGAAGAAGCUCUAAGUAGCUGUCCAGAAGUUCACUAAUUUCAAGUCGCGUUACAUUCUCCUCAGAGUGAUGGCACCUAGAAAAAGGAAACCCGUAGCGAAAAGAAGAUCAAAUCGUGUAUUACGAGAUGGGGAUGAAAUGGAGGAACAUGGACUACAACAAAAUGAACAAGAACCAGACUUGGAAGUCAGUCAACAACCAAUUCAAAAGCAAGCAAUGGCUCCUAGUACUCGAACUCGAAGUGCAACUGCCAGUCGCAAUGCCCGUUCUGUGAUUCAAGAGAAGCUGCAAGCGAUGGAGAAUAGUCAACCACAAAUCUUUGCACAAGCUUCUAUGGGGAAAGUGAUGGGUUCUAGAACUCGGAAAGCAUCUGGAAACCAAAGUGGGUAUUGUGGUUUAGAAGGAAUGGAUCAAAUGGAAGGAGAUGGGCAACUCCAAAGUGAAGAAGAACUGGAAUUUCAAAUGAAUCGACAAAUAAAUGGUCGACAAGUGACGGCUCCCAGGUCCCAAAGAUCAACUGUCAAUAAAAGACUAAAUCAUGGAUAUCUGGAACAGGAUGAAAUGGAGGAACAUGAACUGCAAGAAGACGAACGGUAUACAAACUUGGAAGUCACUGAUGCGCUGAGAAAUGCAUUACAGAUCCUGAUGGCUUCUGGUUCUCGAAGACCAACUACCAAUCAAACUUCCGAUAGUGGAUUUCAAGAUAAUCAUCAAAGGCAGGAGAAUGGGCAAUGGAAAAAUAGGCGAAAGAUGCGGCCACCUAUCAGUCAACAAGCUUCUAUUAUGACUCAUACAACUAGGAAGGCAACUGGAAACCACCUUGGGUAUCACAUAUUACGAGAUGAGAUCCCAAUGGAAGGAGAUGGACAACAUCAAAAUGAAGAACAACCAGACUUUCAAAUGACUCGACAAGUGAUCGCUCCUAGUACUCGAAGAACAAUUACAAAUCUGUAUUCCCGUUCUGGAUUUUGUGAUAAGAACCAAACGAAGGAGAAUGGGCAGCCACAGAUUAGGAAACAACUAGAGCCACAAACCAGUCAUCAAGCUUCGAUGAUGGCUUCUAGAACUCGGAAGGCAAUUACAAACCAAAGUGGGUAUUACAGAUUACGAGAUGAAGACCAAAUGGAAAGAGAUAGACAGCACGGAAAUGAAGAACAACCAGAGUUUCAAACGACUCGACAGAGUAAGGAACAACAAGUGAUGACUCGUAGUACCCGAAGAUCAACUGCAGGAGGAAGAGUAAAUCAUGGAUUACUCGAUGAGGAUGAAAUAGAGGAAGAUGCGCAGCGAGAAAAUGGACAUGUAUCAGAUAUGGAAGUCACUCGAGCAAUUGAAAAUGCAUUAAAGAUCUUGAUGCCUCCUAGUACUCGAAGAGAAACCACCAAUGAAAAUUCUCAUUGUGGAUUUCAAGAUAUGCAUCAAAUAAAGGAGAGUAGGCAGCAGCAGAGUAGGCAACCGCAGACACAAGUCAGUCAACAAGCUUCUAUUUCUGCAGUGAUGUCUCCUAGAUCUCAGGAUGCAACUAGAAACCAAAGUAGGUAUCACAGGUUACGGGAUGAUGACCAAAUGGAAGGAGAUGAAGAACAACAAAAUGAAGAGCCACCAGAGAUUCAAAUGGCUCAACCAGCAAAUGAUAAAAGAGGUCUUGUGGUGAUUAUGCCUACUAAUGAUAGUGCUGGCACUAGGGUGGAUUCCAAAGACAAACAAUCAACAAGAUCUCGUAAAGGAAAGGUGUGUUUGAUUGGCGUUGCAAAGAGAAUGGCCAAAGGGGUCAAACACGUGGUUGAAUUUAACUGUCGUGGACAACCAUGUGGUAAAGUCGCAACAGAAAUGCAAAGCUAUAUUGGUGUUGUUGCUCGACAAGAGGUGAAGAUAAGUUAUAAGUGUUGGAAAAUGGUGCCACAAGAAGUUAAAGACACUAUAUGGGAAUAUGUCUCUUCAGCAUAUGAAGUUAAUGACACGUGGAAGUCAGGAUGCUUAGAAUCUGCAAACUCAAAGUGGCGACAAUGGAAAUCUAAGUUAUAUAGAGGAUAUAUUGUUCCCAACAAAGACAAUUCUGCAAAGUUGAAUGAGCCACCCCCAUCGAGUGGUAUUCUUCGUGAAGAUUGGAAUCAAUUUGUGAGAAACACAAUGUCAGAAGAAUUUAAGAAAUUGAGUGAAGAGCAAGCAAAGAGAGCGAUGAAGAACAUGUACCCUCACAGACUUUCACGAAGCGGCUAUGCUGGUUUGGCUGAAAAAAUGAAGGAGGAAUUAUGCGGCGACGAUGAUGUAGAUAGGGCUAUCAUGUGGAAGAAAGCACGAGUACCUAAGAAUGGCGACAUAGAAAAUGAGAAUUUAAAGAAGACUGUGCAAAGAAUUGAUGACUACAUACGACAAAAGGAAGAAGGAGAAUUCAAGACUCAAAGAUCGGGAGAAGAUUUGCUUACAUGUGCACUAGAGUCUGGCGAGCACUCUGGACGUGUUAGAGCAGUUGGUAGUUAUGUUACUCCUUCUAUGUUCUUCAAGCAUGGUAGAAAGAGAAGACAACACAUGGAAAAUGAGCAACUAGUCGAUUUGAUGGAGGCAAAGAAGCAUAUAGUUGAACAAAAUGAAAUGAUAUGUCACCUACAUGAUAGACUUAGUAAACUCGAAGCGGCAAUUGCGAAAGACAAAGAUGAUGAAGUAAAGGGAAGCCAUGAUAAGCAACCGUCUCACUUGAUGGAUGAAGAUUUUGAAGAGGAGGAGGAGGAGGAGGAGGAGGAGGAGGAUGAAGUGGUACUCGUUGAGAAAUUUGAUGCCUUACAGAAUAAAAGAGUAAGACACCAAGUGAUUAAGGAGAGGAAGGUGAAGUGUUAUGACUCUUUGCAUCCUUCAUUGAAAGUAUUGUGUAUACAUGCUGAGAAUUCUUUAAGCAACGAGCAAGGAACAAUUUUUAUAUCAUUUGAUGAAGACAUCUUUGGUAAGCCCUUUGAGGGUUUCAUACUUUGUGAAGACAUCAUCCCAUUUUGUGAGUUAGAGCAAAUUUCAGGGAACUGCAUAGUAGUGUACAUGUGGCACUUGUAUAAAAAAUUGAAGGAGAAUAGUGCACUUGAUCGAUUUCGUUUUGUGGAUCCAUUUGACGUGUCAUAUGUGUCCAAGCCCCCGCACGAUGCACAAACACGUGCUUUGGCAGAUAGGUUUGAGAAUGUAUCCUCAAAUCAACUAGUGAUAGUCCCGGUUAAUGUAGGGGUACAUUGGAUUCUUACAGUAAUUGAUCCUCACAAGGAGACAAUAUCUAUUUUUGACCCUCUUGGUCAUUGGGUCUGUGAUGAAAGUUGGCAAAAUAUUGUCAACAAGGCAAUUUCUAUGUUCAAUGCAAGAUUAGAGAGAAGAGGUAAAAAACAACCAACUUGGGAAAUUAUCAAGUCUCCAAGACAACCCGAUUCCAAGCGAUGCGGGUUUUUCAUCAUGUGCUACAUGAAAGAAAUCAUUGAAGAGCUUACGAAGAGUGGUUCCAUUUGCCUACAUUCACAUUUUGACAACAGGGUUUAUACUCAAGAGGAUAUUGACAAAGUUCGUGUUGAGUGGGCAAAUGUCGUGCUUAAUCACAUAUAAAAGAGUGCGUGCUGGAUGUUGUGAGAGCUAUAACUUCGAUUCCGACAUACAACCAGUACAAAAGUUUGGCUUUUGGGAGAUGGAAGAGCCAAAAGUGCUUGCGCAAUAUGUAACUUAAGUGGGUAUUUUUCAUACUAUAUAUUAUCACUGUAUUUACUUAAUGGAGGUCUUUUGGCAUAUUAACCAUCAUCUUGAUAUUUUGUAAUACUGUCCCUCAAGAUUUCUCAAGCAAGGCUAUUAAAUUUCUUGUCCA
Molecule: messenger RNA, 4029 nt
Organism: Salvia miltiorrhiza (redroot sage)
Lineage: Eukaryota; Viridiplantae; Streptophyta; Magnoliopsida; Lamiales; Lamiaceae
Exons: 24
Coding region: 273-3776 (1167 amino acids)
Biological process (GO): proteolysis
Molecular function (GO): cysteine-type peptidase activity
Source: RefSeq, a predicted model, not a curated record